AUGUCUCGCUUCUCCAAUGCCGCCUGCGAAUGCGGCUAUUCACUUAAUAAAACAAGCGACGCGUCUUACGCCGUCUUUACAGAGUUGCUCGAGAACGACUUUCUACACACGUCGACCAAGAACCUUUCUGAAGUAGGAUGGGCGCCCCAGGUCUACAAUGUUAGUUCCAAGAACGCGCGAGGGCCCUUUGGCAAGAAUAUGGAGCUGGGCAACGUCGUCACAAAUCCGCUUAAGAACAGGGCAGCUUGGUCAGGGCAAUCUGAGCAUGGCGGCGAUGCUGGUCUUGAGUUGUGGGUGCGAGGAGAUCAUCAAGACGGCUUCGUGAGCGGAGCGGAGAUCGUCACACAUAGGAACGACAUGCUUCUCGGUAGCUAUCGCGUGGGAAUGAAAAUGUCCAACUCGUCUGGAACAUGCGGCGCUUUCUUCUUUUACCACAACAACUCGCAAGAGAUCGACAUGGAAUUCCUCUCGCACCAAUUCAACGAAUCCCAGGGGACCGUGAACCUCGUAAUGCAAUCCCCGGAGUCUGUGACCCACGGCUACGAUGCCUCAGGCACCUCAGCAUUCCAAGUCCAGCGCCUGCCCUUCCGCCCCGACGAGAACUUCCACGAGUACCGCUUCGACUGGACCAAGGACCGUGUGGCCUUUUACGUAGACAGCGUCUUCCUGUACGACAUGAAGCAGAACAUGCCCACCGAGGGCGGCGCCAUGUUCUUCAAUCACUGGAGCAACGGCGACCCGUCGUGGUCAGCCGGCCCGCCGGACAGCGACACCGUCAUGACGAUAUCCUACAUGAAGGCCUACUUCAACAGCACAGACACGGAGCGCAGCCAAAACGCCUACCGGAGACGCUGUCCCGUCUACGAUCCGACCAAAGUCUGCGCUAUCCCCGCCCAGAAUAUUCAUCCUGACCCCUCGGUUGGCAAGAAUGCGGCCAAGACGUACUUCUUCUCCACGGAGAGCGAUAUGGCGCCUGGCCAGGCCGUUUACCACGGUGCGGCGGCUGUCUUUAGUGCGCCAGUGCUCUCCAUCGUCGUCCCGGGGCUAGUCGCUUUAUCGUCAGGAAAAUUCAAUCGUGUUCGGUCCGUGUUCAAGUUCUAA
Messenger RNA from Cucurbitaria berberidis CBS 394.84, 1101 nucleotides. Its product is annotated as glycoside hydrolase family 16 protein. Gene Ontology annotation, molecular function: hydrolase activity, hydrolyzing O-glycosyl compounds. The record is from RefSeq and is a predicted model, not a curated record. Bases 1 to 1101 code for a protein of 366 amino acids. NCBI's taxonomy places the organism in Eukaryota, Fungi, Ascomycota, Dothideomycetes, Pleosporales, Cucurbitariaceae. The transcript is spliced from 3 exons. Gene Ontology annotation, biological process: carbohydrate metabolic process.